AGCUCCGCAGAUGUCAACAAAAGAGGACAAGGAAGUCGAAGGCAACAAAAUGUCCUUUGAAGACCUAAGAAAGCGGGCUAGACAGCUCGAAAGUGAAAUAGAUAUGAAAUUGGUGUCCUUUAGCAGGAUAGCAGCGAGUUAUGGAUCCAACGUGGCUAACAACACCAACAGCGAGACAGUGGCCCUUUUGUCCGGAGACCAAAUGUAUGAGACAAUUUCUGUGGAGCUUGAACAGCUAUUGGCAUCACUAACAGACGUAAAUGAGAGAAUGAACAAUUGUACCCACGGGUCGAAUGUUGCAACGAUACACACCUUGCAGCGGCAUAGAGAUAUUCUCCAGGACUACACCCAUGAAUUCCAGCGUACCAACAAUGCCAUUACUGCAAGACGGGAACGUGAGCAAUUACUAGGCGGAGGAAGGAAUGAUGGUAAGACUCUGGCUGGAUUAUCCCGACGUGACUUGUACAUUAAGGAAGCUGAGCAUUUGAACAAUUCUGAACGCAUGGUUGAUGAGCAAAUUUCUAUUGCCGUGGAAACCAGAGAUCAUCUCAAAAGCCAGCGUGAAGCUUUCAAGAUGAUACAGACCAAAGUUAAUGAUCUAUCCAAUAGGUUUCCUCUUAUCAAUACACUUAUGACUAAAAUUAAUAUCCGAAAAAGACGUGAUAGCCUUAUCCUUGGAACUGUGAUUGGACUUUGUCUAACCUUUAUGCUGUGGUGGAUGUUUUUCUAGCAACUGCAUUCCAUAUGAUCAGAGAUAAAUGUGUAAUGAUAUGCAUUAAAGUUUUUUAAUAGUUGCUGCAUUGAAAUAGGCAUUGAUAAGUCUGCAUGUAUAACAUUUUAUAACUUAAUAUACACAGUUUUAUUGUGAGCAUGAUGUAAAUUGUUAAUUGGAAAUAUUAUUGUAUAAACUUUAUUGAGAUAGAUAACAAUACAUAACAGGCAAAUUCUGUACAGAGGACUUUAUGUGAAGUAUACAAGUAAGAUUGAUAUACAGCCAGGUUUGAUGAACAUUUUGAGUUGUUUUUAUCAAACACUUGUAAGUGUUUUGUAUUUUACUUUUUGUAUUCAUGUGCAUUUCAUUUGAAACUCACGUAUACAAUAGUUAAAGCAUGUAUGUUUUUUUUAUUUUGUAUUUUCUCCAGUUAAGACAAAUACAUAUACAGGAAGCAGAGCUGUAAGUAUAUUUGUAAAGUGAACAGUAUCCAGAAUUUUCAAAAGUAUAGCCAGUACACAGUAUGCUUUUGAGGUUGAUAUAUAUUCCUAGUAUUAUUUCUCAAGGAAAAUGUGUUUACACUUACUCUUUUCUUAAUCGUUGAGUUGUGAAAGGUUAGUGUGAAUUCAGAUAAAAAACAAAUGCCUUUUUUAUACUUCAAGAUGUUUAAGAUCAUUUUUCUUACUGAGGUGAUACAUUAAAAACAGUAGAUUCUGAAUAAGGAUGAGGUGACUUACACCAGUAUGUGAUGUUUAUCAUUUUUAUGUCAAAUUAAUUCACAUUUUCAUUAUUUUAAAGGAUUUUGUUUGGCAGUGAAUAAAUUGAGCACAAAGAGUUAAGGAGAAUUCACACAUAUAGAGUAGAUUUCUCUUGUGUGAGGGAGAGUAAUAUUCAUUUUAAACCUUUGUAUGCAGAUAUAGGUAUUAUCCAUUGUGGAUUUUGUUACACAAAAAUGGCCCUAGAAGUGUUCAGCCACCAAGGAGCCAGUUAGUAGCCCAACACAACCUUAGCCGAUUUCUCCAUUCCUUGAAUUUUCACGAUUUUUUUUAUGUUUAAUGCUGUUAAAAUUGAUACUGGUAUUAUUAUUAUUGACAUUAUCAUUAAUAUAAUGUUAUUAAAAUACUAAUAGCAGUAAAAAGUAAGAUAGAAUCUUUCUGAAAAUCAAGGAGAUGGGUGAGAUAGGUAGGACUAGUAAUUGACUCCUUAGUAACUAAGUACUUGGAGCCAUAUAUGUGUAAACAAAAUCAUUAAAUUAAAAUUACAGUGGAUAUGGCAUGUGUGCCAUACCAUCACUGAAGGCUUAAAGAAAGUUUUGUUUGUAGUAUUUGAGACUUGAGUGUUUAUAUAUAAUACUUAUGUUGGAGUGCUUGUGAAGUUUAAGAACUCUUGUUUAUACAAGAAGUGCCAUUUUGAUCUUUACAUUUUCAUGAAUAACAAAAAUCAUGCACUUUGUUACUAGAUAUUAUUUAUUCUGAUGCUGAAAAUUAUUUAUCUGUGUCGAAAUAUGUGUACAAAAAUACUAAAAUAUUAUUUAUCUAUAUAGAAAUGUGUGUAAAAGAAUAUUAUCUAUCAGUGUAGCAAUAUGUGUACAUGAAUAAAUCAGUUUCCAGUUUUAUGUGAAUAAUUCAGAAUCUGUUUAUGUUUUCCAUUAAAUUUAUUACCGACAUUGUGCUAUUACUAUUUUGGUAAGUUUGUUAUUUGAUUAUAUAUAUGAUUAAAGUAAAACUUACUUUUAUGAUCUUUUAUUUUACUCAUUCUUUUUUUUUUGUUACUGGUUGUUAUGAAAUGUAGGUGGUUUUUAUUCUUUUUAACUUUCCAGUCCCCUCUCUUCUUUUCUUAAUUCUAUCUGUUUUUUUCCCUUUUCUCCCCUUUUCUCCUCCUUGUAGUAACAAAAAGUAACUUUGUGCCUAGUUACUCAAGUUGUCAUUUUCCUCUUUAUGAUCAUCGUGUUUUAUGCCUUUACGUUUCAGUGUAUUAUCCAACUGGGCUUUGUUUGCAUUCAGAAGCAACUUUGGUAGAGACAUACAUUUGAUUCUGUUAAUUACACAACUUUGAAAACCAUUGUCUGGUGAAGGAUGUAAUAAAUAUACAUGUUUAAUUAGCAUCCAGAAAUUUUGAAAUUCAAAAGAAACCAGUGAUAUUUGGGAAUUGGUUAGAACAGUGAACAGAUCUUGAUUUUGAAAAGAUAACAAGAGAUGAAUUUUCAAACUAUGAGUGGUAAACUGAUUAUGAAAAAGAAAUGAAGUAAGUUGGUUUUGUUGUUAAUGAAUAGUGAUAUCAAAUAGUUUAUCAUCCUUAAUGCCCAUUAGAAUAAAAAUGUUGAAAGAAAAGAAGAGGCACUACAUUGGAGGGGUUGUAUUUUACUUGAUAUUGUCUUUUUUUCUGUAAAAAAGUCAUACACAAUUUAUAAGACACACACACACACACACACACACACACACACACACACACACACACACACACACACACACACACACACACACACACACACACACACACACACACACACACACACACACACACACACACACACACACACACACACAC
Molecule: messenger RNA, 3259 nt
Organism: Penaeus indicus
Lineage: Eukaryota; Metazoa; Arthropoda; Malacostraca; Decapoda; Penaeidae
Gene: Gos28
Product: Golgi SNAP receptor complex member 1-like
Exons: 3
Coding region: 11-730 (239 amino acids)
Biological process (GO): endoplasmic reticulum to Golgi vesicle-mediated transport; vesicle fusion
Cellular component (GO): SNARE complex; Golgi membrane; Golgi medial cisterna
Molecular function (GO): SNAP receptor activity
Source: RefSeq, a predicted model, not a curated record